Molecule: messenger RNA, 5257 nt
Organism: Xenopus laevis (African clawed frog)
Lineage: Eukaryota; Metazoa; Chordata; Amphibia; Anura; Pipidae
Gene: stt3b.L
Product: STT3B, catalytic subunit of the oligosaccharyltransferase complex L homeolog
Exons: 16
Coding region: 833-3304 (823 amino acids)
Biological process (GO): protein N-linked glycosylation; glycoprotein biosynthetic process; post-translational protein modification
Cellular component (GO): endoplasmic reticulum membrane; oligosaccharyltransferase complex; membrane
Molecular function (GO): oligosaccharyl transferase activity; dolichyl-diphosphooligosaccharide-protein glycotransferase activity
Source: RefSeq, a predicted model, not a curated record
UGCCCCCUGCACUCGGCAGCUGCUGCUCACUGCUUACAUUCUAUUCUAUACACCGCGGGUGCUACAAGCGUUUUCAUUCGGCUUCAACUGAGCAAACCUAGCGCUCACUCUGCCGACCCCAGCAGCGCCGCAUAGCCGAAGAUGAUUGGCUGACAAUUAGGGUUAAACCCCACCUUGCAGUUACGGCUCAUUUUGCCCGCAGUCCCCAGACGUGUCAAUCUUCAGUCACCCUGCGUUCUCAUUGGCUGAGAGAGCGUGCUAUUCAAAUCGCACAGGCAUCUCCACCCCCUUUCUCACUGACAGCACGUGCCGCGGGGCUACUGGGAAGUCUCCUAAAGGAUCGCCGCUUUUUACAAACGUCACCCAAGCGGAGGGGUGGUUUGAGAGGUUUUAAAGCGCGACUGGUGGACGUCUCCAUUGCUAUCCGCCCCUUAUGUACCUGUCGUUCUCGCAUUGGCGAAGGGUGCAAGUUCGGCUUGAAUGUGCAGGCGUGGUCUCUUCGACAAGCCCCUCCCUCUUCUCAGCAUUGAGUAGGAAAUGUCAUUGUGAGCGCAGGAGCUGGAACUGGCUCUGCAUUCCCAGGCCUGGAUUUCGCUCUCUGCCUUUUUCCUCACACUGUGAUGUGGACGGUGAUUUUAGGAGAGAGCGAUAGAGCGCGCGAGGGAAGGAGAAGCCGACAAGGCUGUGCAAGAUCUGCGUGCCCGCGCACUUUCAUAAAGCUUUCUUAGUCGCCUCCGAACGCUUCCCUCUGGUGCCCCCACCCCGCCACCUUUACCCACACCCCCACCGCGGGAGGAGGAGGAGGAGCGGCGGCCAGCGGGGGGAAUCCAACAUGGCGGAGCACGCAGUCCAUGAGAACAAGCACAAAGCGCAAGCCGCCAACUCCGGGGCCUCCUCCCCUGCCCAAAGCUCCGGGCGCUCUGUCGCUUCAGUCAAUAAUAGUAGUAGCGGCGGCGGUGCGCAUUCUCCCGGAGGAGGAGGAGUAGAGGGCCAUGGAGGACUGUCAGGAGGCUUGUCGCAGCCGGCAGGCUGGCAGUCUCUGCUCUCCUUCACUAUUCUUUUCCUGGCCUGGCUGGCCGGCUUCAGCUCAAGGCUCUUCGCUGUCAUCCGCUUCGAGAGCAUCAUCCACGAGUUCGACCCCUGGUUUAACUACAGAUCAACACAUCACCUAGCAUCCCAUGGCUUUUAUGAAUUUUUAAAUUGGUUUGAUGAACGGGCAUGGUAUCCACUGGGGAGAAUAGUAGGAGGAACAGUAUACCCUGGAUUAAUGGUUACAGCUGGGCUCUUCCAUUGGAUUCUAAAUAUGUUAAACAUAACCGUUCAUAUACGAGAUGUAUGUGUGUUCUUAGCACCAGUAUUUAGUGGCCUUACAUCAAUCUCCACUUUCCUGCUCACUCGAGAACUGUGGAACCAGGGAGCAGGACUUCUAGCUGCCUGCUUCAUUGCUAUAGUGCCAGGAUACAUAUCCAGAUCAGUUGCUGGAUCAUUUGACAAUGAAGGCAUUGCUAUUUUUGCACUGCAGUUUACAUAUUAUUUGUGGGUAAAAUCUGUAAAAACAGGCUCUGUCUUCUGGGCAAUAUGUUGCUGUCUGUCUUAUUUUUAUAUGGUGUCUGCCUGGGGUGGUUAUGUGUUUAUCAUUAAUCUUAUUCCACUACAUGUGUUUGUGUUGUUACUGAUGCAGCGAUACAGCAAGAGAGUCUACAUAGCUUACAGCACUUUUUACAUUGUGGGUUUAGUACUGUCAAUGCAGAUUCCCUUUGUGGGAUUUCAGCCAAUUCGGACAAGUGAGCAUAUGGCAGCUGCAGGAGUCUUUGCCCUGCUGCAAGCCUAUGCCUUCCUUCAGUACUUGAGAGACAAACUAAGUAAGCAGGAUUUCCAGACACUGUUUUUCUUGGGUGUAUCGUUGGCUGCUGGAGUUGUAUUCCUCACUGUCAUCUAUUUGACUUAUACAGGCUACAUUGCUCCGUGGAGUGGAAGAUUUUACUCACUUUGGGACACAGGGUAUGCAAAAAUCCAUAUCCCCAUUAUUGCAUCUGUGUCUGAACAUCAACCAACAACAUGGGUGUCCUUCUUUUUUGAUCUGCAUAUAUUAGUAUGUACAUUUCCCGCUGGGCUCUGGUUCUGCAUAAAAAAUAUCAACGAUGAAAGAGUUUUUGUUGCUCUGUAUGCAAUUAGUGCAGUUUACUUUGCUGGCGUGAUGGUUCGUUUGAUGCUGACCUUGACUCCUGUGGUUUGCAUGUUGUCUGCCAUUGCCUUCUCCAAUGUUUUUGAGCAUUAUCUGGGGGAUGACAUGAAGCGGGAAAACCCCCCAGUGGAAGACAGCAGUGAUGAAGAACGGAAUUCUGGUACACUCUAUGAUAAGGCUGGCAAAGUGAGAAAGCAUGUGUCUGAGCAGGAGAAAGCAGAGGAAGGUCUUGGCCCUAAUAUAAAGAGUAUAGUCACUAUGUUGAUGCUAAUGCUGUUGAUGAUGUUUGCUGUGCACUGUACAUGGGUAACUAGCAAUGCUUACUCCAGCCCUAGUGUGGUGUUGGCUUCAUACAAUCAUGAUGGAACGCGAAACAUCUUGGAUGACUUCAGAGAAGCAUACUACUGGCUAAGACAAAAUACUGAUGAACAUGCCCGUGUUAUGUCCUGGUGGGAUUAUGGCUACCAAAUUGCAGGAAUGGCUAAUCGAACCACUUUAGUAGACAACAAUACGUGGAACAAUAGCCACAUAGCUUUGGUUGGAAAAGCAAUGUCCUCGAAUGAAACGGCUGCUUAUGAAAUAAUGAAAAGCUUGGAUGUAGACUAUGUGCUAAUAAUUUUCGGCGGUGUAAUUGGAUAUUCCGGCGAUGACAUCAACAAAUUCCUCUGGAUGGUUCGGAUAGCAGAAGGGGAACACCCGAAAGAUAUCCGGGAAAGUGACUACUUCACCCCACAAGGAGAGUUCCGUGUAGACAAAGCUGGAUCUCCAACCUUGCUCAAUUGCCUCAUGUAUAAGAUGUCUUAUUACCGGUUUGGUGAAAUGCAGCUUGAUUUCCGAACACCCCCUGGGUUUGACCGGACGCGUAAUGCUGAAAUUGGGAAUAAGGAUAUCAAAUUCAAGCAUUUGGAAGAAGCUUUUACAUCGGAGCACUGGCUUGUUAGAAUAUACAAAGUAAAACAACUAGAGAACAGAGAGGCACUUGAUCAUAAACCUAGAGUAACCAAUAUUGUACCAAAACAGAAAUAUUUAUCAAAAAAGACGUCUAAGAGGAAGCGUGGCUACAUUAGGAACAAGCUGGCACUGAAGAAAGGCAAGAGACCAAACAAGAAAACCGUCUAAACAAACUUCUCUCCCAGGAACCUGUCCUGGACAUGGACAGCAUUUGCCUUUAGAUGAACUCGUGUUUCUACACCAACAUGAGGCUACGGAACCAUCUUUGGUCCAGAUUAUUGUACAAAAUUUUCAGGCAAUGUCUGAUUCAAUAUAUAUAUGUAUAUGUAUAUAUAUUGGCUUAUUAAGAACAGCUGUUAUAGAUUUGUAAUGUGAAGCCAGACAGAUGCUGUACCACAAUAACAGCAGAAUUUUCUUUUUUUUUUUUUUUUUUUUUUCUUCUUCUUGGGUUUCUUGGUUUUUUUUUUUCAAAAUCUGUUAAUUAGGACUGCACCAAAGAGCCCUCUAAUUUGGUCAUUGGCACACUCACAUCAUCAAUUUAUUAGUACUUUUUUUUAUUAUCUCCAUAAAAUACAAAUAAUAAACACACAAUACAUAUUCUCCCUGGUGCCCGGGCAGGAAUAACAGGAUAAGUGACGUUUGUGGGUCCUUGAAGUGAACCAUUCAUAUGUCAAUUGUCAUUAAAAAGAAAUUCAAGGAUAAAGCAUGACGUAAUAAAAUUGAAACAAUAAAGUCAAAUCUUUUGUUUUCUCUAGCUGAUUUUUAUUUUUAACAAUCUCAAGCUGUACAAAUAACAAUAGUCAUUGGCAGUGGAAGUGUACGACAUCCGCUUUUCAUUUUGUACAAUUUAGAACAAUCAAUGGUGAAUCACAAUGGAGUCCAGAACAUUGUACUUAAUAUAAGGCACAGGGAAAAGAGACAAACCCAAAUCUUGACUCCACUGUUGGGAGGGAACUCUAAUAUUAACAAAGAAUUCCUUUGUCAUAUCAUCAGCAAACUCCUGUUAUUUGUGUUUGUUACUGAAGAAUGAAUUGUAUCAGCCCCUGAUAAAGGUAAUUGAGAGAUGGUUUAGUAUCCAGUCUUCUCUUCUACACCUCAAACUCAUUUGAACCCGAGCCAAACGGCUUUGUUGUAUUUCGAGCUCUAGGGCAAAGUUGUAUGUGAAUGAUUACAGCUUUGUGAUGUUUUUAUAGAAACAAAUAUACAGCGAUACAAUUACUUACUGAUGAGUUAUAACGUACAACACGGUAUCUUGAAAUGCCUCCAUGAGAUUCUGGAACUUUUGCAAGUUCUUUUUUUUUUUUUGUUUUUUUUAUUAAUUUGGUUUCUUUUGGCUUAAUUUGAUCUCUCAUUUUUGUGUGUUCUUUGUAGACAAAAAAUGACAAUGUCAACUGAAAUGCACUAUAUUGUAAAUGGGGUAAAGAAUAUGGGUGGAUCUGGUGACAUUCUGCCGCUGCUCGUGUUGCAGAUAUUUUGUUUUUCUUCGAUCUUGAUGGGAAAACAAUACUGUGGAUUUUGCGCCUAAAGCAGACAUUUCUGAUACAUAUGGCGCACAAAUAAUAACGAAUAUUGUGAGCCAAAUGCCUCAAAAAGCCAACUCCACCUGUAAACGCACGUUAUAACUGAAUUUCACACGUGUAGGCGGAAGGUGACUCUAUAGCGACAAUGUUUUAGUGACGGUUUCCCAAAAAGAUCAGAGGCAAUUUAUUUACAUAGUUUUGUAUUUUUUUUUUUCCUUCUGCUUAAAUUAAAGCCCAUAGAGUUUUUAAUUGACUCAAACAUAAAGUGACCAUGUUGGGGGAGGGGGGGAUAUGUUUGUCUAGAAUUUAAAAAAACGCUUACAUUUUGUUUAAAUAUAGGGGAAUAAAGUUUUAUUAAUACUUUCCUUUGUGUGCUGUUUUUGUUUCUCAUGCCCAUGUUUCAAUCUGUCAUGGCAAUGAAUAAUGGGUUGAUUAGGCAAAUAGUUUGUUUUUUGUUUUUUUUUUUUGCGUUAAAUUUUUUGGUAUAGAUAAGAAAAAACUUAAACUUAUUUUCAAGAUGUUUAUUGAAGAGACAUGUAAAUGGAAUUGCAGUAAAAAAAAAAAACUGGAACAUUUCUUUUCAAAUAAAAAGGGAAACGUU